GGUGGCUGCUGGCUGUCAAACUGACAAUAACAAUUGGAUGACCAAAGUGAUCAGUCGCUACUUUCAUAAAUAUUUGUACAUUUUCCGAUGAGAAUGCCCGAAGGUCUGAAGAUACCGCAGAGCACGUCGCCGGUGGCGCGCGCCGGCGCAGGGGACAUAUCCGAGAGGGAGCUCUCGAGGGAGAGAGACAGCCUGCAGGCCACGCCUCCCACCCGAGUCCAACCAGCUCACCCGAAGAAGCAGCUGUUCUCAGUACCCGUUAACAAGUUCACAGCCAAGAGCAGCGUGCCCAGCCCCAACCUGGCACGCAUCAAGAGCUGCCUCGACCAGUUCCGCGCGCAGACGCCCGCGCGCCGCGUGCGCGUGCGGCCCAAGGCCGUCUCCAUGGAGGACCUCACGCCCACCAAGAGGACCAGGAACAUGAGGGAAGAAAGCAGCCUGGAAGCGGUGAAGUCGCCUGGGCUGCAGUCGGCGGCUGAGGAGCAGGCGGCACGUAAGGUGUACGACUUCCUGGUGGUCAGCGCCUGGCGGCGGCGCAGGGACGAGGUUCGAUGCCUGAGGAAGACGCUGGAGUGCCAGGUGUCAUGCUCGGAGCGCCUGCGCAUCCAGGUGUCCACGCUGAAAGCGCUGCUGGAGUCAGACACCGCUAAGGUGCGGCUGGCCAUGCGAGAGCUGGAGCGCCUCAAGCAGCUGCUUCGUGACGGGGACGUCGAGAAGGCGCUGCUGCAGCGGGAAAAACUGGCUCUCGAGCGCGACGUGUGCGCGGCGCACGACCAGGCCUCCGAGAUGAGCAUCGACCGCUUUUGA
Messenger RNA from Ostrinia furnacalis (Asian corn borer), 807 nucleotides. RefSeq lists its product as uncharacterized. Lineage: Eukaryota; Metazoa; Arthropoda; Insecta; Lepidoptera; Crambidae. The coding region runs from base 88 to 807 and encodes 239 amino acids. The record is from RefSeq and is a predicted model, not a curated record. The transcript is spliced from 6 exons.